CCCCCCUCCUGCUCCCCCCUCCAGUGAAAAGUGAGGAGAAAGCUUCGGGAGCGGAGACAUGGAGGCUCAGCGCUGGAUGUGUUAGCCUCUCUGGUACCUCACGUCACUCCUUUUCUCCUUCCACCCCCCGUCCCCUCAGACCAGAGCGGCUCAGAGCGGCCUCCGCUGCCGGGGAGCUUUUUCAUGGUGUUCGGAAAACGUCGUAAAUCUGCGGAGCGCUCACACAUUCCGCAGACGGCUAGCAAGCUAGCUUAGCUCGGCUAGCAGGAGAGGACAAAAACAGGCGAGCGGAGUUUUGUGCCACAAGUGGCGCUGCGGCGUGAAGUGACUCGUAAUGUCGCCUCCCGGGAUUAACCUCACAUGCGGAUGAGAGAGACGUCGGCGACUGCGGGAAACCGAGAGCUACUGCGAGCCAGAGGACCACUGCUAUGUUGGGCUGGACCCGCGGCUCCGGCAGCCCGUCCGAGCCCCGAGCUUGGCCACACUCGGUGCUGUGGAGGCUGGGGGGCUUCUUCUUCCUGCUGCUGCUGGAGGGGGCCGGCUGCCUCGCCAACCCGAGCAGCACCUCAGGCAACAACAACAACAACCAGCAGCAGCAGCCCGGUGUCAAUAUAUACAUGAGUGUGGAGGAGGUGAAGAAGCUUCUGGGUUUAGAUGCAGAGCUUUACUAUGUGCGAGAUGAUGUGGUGAAUCACUAUGCACUCUCCUUCACUCUGCCUGUGCCCAGUGAGACCAACAGUCUUCACUUCACAUGGCAUUCCAAGACAAAAGUCGACUACCGGCUUGGCUUCCUCGUGGAGAACCCUGUUGCCAUGAACCAACCAAGAAGCAACAUCUCCAGUCAGGGGGAGGUUCCCCACGUUCCCUCUGUCUUUAGAGUGGACCUCUUUUGUUCCGGUGAGGUCGAUGGAGAGGCUGUUUUAACAGUGCAGCUCAAUCUGACCAUCCAUGCCAACAACUACACAGUGCUCAACUUCAAGAGGAGGAAAAUGUGCUAUAAGAGAAUCGAUUCCGACCCAAAGAUUCCCAGUCCCAUUCCCAUCAACAACAACACUCUUGAGCGGCCUGACUUAGAUGGUGUGACCCCCCCCACCAGCUCCACUCAGGUGUUCUAUAUAAGCGUAAGCGUCUGCUGCAUCGUCAUCUUCCUCGUGGCCAUCAUCCUGGCCAUCUUGCACCUGCACAGCAUGAAGAGAGUGGAGAUGGAGGACAGUGUAAGUGACAGUGGGAGCUCACAGGGUCUGUCUCAGCCAUCCACCCAGACCACACAGUACCUGAGGGCAGACACACCAAACAACGCAGCCCCUGUCACAAACAAUCACCCUGGUUCUGCACCCAUACUCCAGCUUGCUGCCUCCUCCUUCCAAAACCCUGGUGCUCCCCCUCAUGAAACCAAAAGGCUUUUUCUCUCCUGCCCUUUUCCCCAGAUCAAAACUUGUGGUUUUUGUUUGACAGGCACGUUUGGCCGCAUCUUCCACGGCGUGCUGCUGGACGAGAAGGACCCCAGUAAGGAGAAGCAGGUCUUUGUGAAGACAGUAAAAGAUCAUGCGUCUGAGGUGCAGGUGACCAUGAUGUUGACGGAAAGUUGCAAACUUCGUGGACUUCAUCACAGAAAUCUGUUACCCAUAAGUCAUGUGUGUACGGAGGAUGGAGAGAAGCCAAUGGUGCUGUUGCCUUUCAUGGCCUGGGGGAACCUCAAGCUAUUCCUGCGGCAGUGCAAGUUAGCCGAGGCUAACAACCCACAGGCAAUCUCUCAACAAGACCUAGUGUACAUGGCGAUCCAGAUUGCAUGUGGAAUGAGCUACCUGGCUCGCAGGGAGGUCAUACACAAAGACCUCGCCGCCAGGAACUGCGUCAUUGAUGACAACAUGCAGGUGAAGAUUACAGACAAUGCUCUUGCUCGGGACCUAUUUCCCAUGGAUUACCACUGUCUCGGAGACAAUGAGAACCGGCCCGUUCGCUGGAUGGCCCUGGAAAGCUUGCUCAACAAUGACUUCUCUAGUGCGAGUGAUGUGUGGGCCUUCGGAGUGACCCUGUGGGAACUGAUGACUCUGGGUCAGACCCCCUACGUGGACAUUGACCCUUUUGAGAUGUCGGCUUAUCUGAAGGAUGGGUACAGAAUAGCACAACCAAUCAACUGCCCAGAUGAACUGUUUGCAGUGAUGGCGUGUUGCUGGGCCCUGGACCCAGAGGAGAGGCCCAAGUUUCAGCAGCUGGUUCAGUGUCUCACAGAGUUCCAUGCAGCAUUGGGCGCUUACGUCUGAAAGCAAGCGUUUUUUUUCUUCUUCUUCAAGACAACGAGCAACAUUAAAGGCUGGUGGACACUAUUCAUGAGGAAUACACGGAGGAGAUUGUGCCUUAUCAGAUGAACGAGCAGCGUGCGUCCAUCCAACAAGUUUAUUUUGUACAGUCAUGGAGUUUUUAUAUAGUUGAAUUACCUUUUUACAGCAUAGCAAAGUAAAAGGAUUCUUUGUUGAAUAUUGUUUUAUAUGCUUUGAAAGCGUCUAGGAAUGGCAGUUAUGGGGCUCCGCCCUCGCCAAGAGAAACGAUGGAAAGAUGUUGUCAUCUAUAACGAACAUCAACACUUACGGACCUUUUUGUGCCAAUGGAACAUUUUUUUUAAAAAGAUGUCAAGAUCUUGACAAACAUGGUUUUAAAGACAGUAUUUUCUACAGUUUUGUUAUUAGUGUAAAUUGCAGAUGUUUGAAUGAGCGUGACUCUACAAAAGAACGAUCUUAGGUACCAAAGUAGAGUUUAAGGGCUUCAUUUGUGUAUGGAACUGUGUUGUCGAGCGUGCAAGCUUGGUACGAGAGGCCCCCUCAAUGGUACACUGUUUUCUCUGGAUGACACUGAGCACUGUGCCACAGGCAAGUUUUUCUGUCUCCUGAUGGACGAGCCGACACUCAGCAGAGACAACACUGUUUUUUACUCUGCAGCACGGGACAGAUGUGUGGACGCCACAGCUUCUACAAUAUCAGCGCCACAAAGCUACAUAUUCAUAUUUUUUUUUAGAACAACAUCCCGAGUGAACUUUGGACACCAUUAUUAUUAUUUGAAUGCCACCAUAUUCUUCCUCUUUUGUACAUUUUUAUUUCCACUAUCACAUCAUCCGAACAAAAUUAACCUAUCGUCAUUGUUUUAUAAGCUUGAUUGUUCUGCGUCAGAACACAGCCCUUCACAGGACUCUUCAAAUGAUGUUUGUGAGUAACUAGAAAACUAAUAAUCACUGUGAACACUCACAAAACUGCCUACCAGCUUGGUCUAAUCUUAUUUUACCACCUUUAACAUCUUUGUGAUGUGUCUUUAUGGUCACUGCAUGUUGAAUUAAGGUUGUAAACUGCUUCCCGAGUUCUUAUCCAAAAAUUAAAUGGGAUCUUUUAAAUAUAA
Messenger RNA from Paralichthys olivaceus (Japanese flounder), 3387 nucleotides. NCBI's taxonomy places the organism in Eukaryota, Metazoa, Chordata, Actinopteri, Pleuronectiformes, Paralichthyidae. The record is from RefSeq and is a predicted model, not a curated record.